This is a messenger RNA of Glycine soja, 2267 nucleotides long. RefSeq names its product pyruvate decarboxylase 1-like. NCBI's taxonomy places the organism in Eukaryota, Viridiplantae, Streptophyta, Magnoliopsida, Fabales, Fabaceae. Gene Ontology annotation, molecular function: thiamine pyrophosphate binding; magnesium ion binding; carboxy-lyase activity. The transcript is spliced from 6 exons. The record is from RefSeq and is a predicted model, not a curated record. Bases 100 to 1920 code for a protein of 606 amino acids.
AUCAAUCAAGUAUUUGUAGGCAACCCUCAUUAUUCAUUGUUACUGCUGGUAACAUAUUGUAUUCCUUAGAAAACAUUCUCCACUUUUUUGUUCUCCUCCAUGGAAGCCAAUUGCAACAUGAUAAACAUGGACGACACAUGCGAACUUGUUGCCAACAAUAAUGUUGGUUUUCCAACUGAUGCAGCUAAUAACGGUAUCCAUAAACCUUCUUUGUUGGGUGCCAAUAAGACCACCCUUGGCCACCACGUUGCACGGCGUCUAGUUGAAAUCGGUAUCAAAGACGUAUUCACCGUCCCUGGAGAUUUCAACCUUAUCCUUCUUGAUUACUUAGUAGCGGAACCUGAGCUUAACCUCAUAGGUUGCUGCAAUGAGUUGAAUGCUGGUUAUGCUGCUGAUGGGUAUGCUAGAUAUAAAGGUGUUGGUGCUUGUGUUGUUACCUACAAUGUUGGUGGCCUUAGCAUUCUCAACGCCAUUGCGGGUGCUUACUGUGAGGAUCUUCCUAUCAUUUGCAUUGUUGGGGGACCCAAUUCAAAUGAUUAUGGCAGCAACAAGAUUCUCCACCACUCCAUUGGCUUACCCGAUUAUACCCAAGAACUUUGUUGCUUUCAGCCUGUAACUUGUCACCAGGUUGUGGUUAACAACUUAGAUGAUGCACACGAACGGAUUGACACGGCCAUUGCAACUGCUUUGAGAGAAAGCAAGCCUGUCUAUAUCAGCAUAGCCUGUAACUUGUCUGCCAUCCCUCACCAUUCCUUCAUUGAUCAGCCUCUCCCAUUUUAUUUGACUCCCAAGUUAACUAGUGAAAGGUGUUUGGAAAUUGCGGUGGAAAUAACAUCAGAGUUUUUAAAUAAGGCAGUGAAACCAGUGAUGGUGGGUGGGCCAAGGUUGCGAAUGGCAAAGGCUAGUGAUGCUUUCAUGGAGAUGGUAGAUGCUUCAGGUUAUGCCUUUGCAAUGUUACCUACAGCAAAAGGGAUGGUGGAAGAAAGCCACCCCAACUUCCUUGGCACUUACUGGGGACCAGCAAGCACUCCCUUUUGUGCAGAAAUUGUGGAGUCUGCUGAUGCCUACCUCUUUGCCGGUCCAAUAUUUAACGAUAUUGUCUCUUUCGGGUUCACACUACCCAUUAAAAAGGACAAGGCAAUUAUGGUGCUGCCUAAUCGAGUAAUGAUUGGAAAUGGACCCAACAUUGGGUGUGUUUCAAUGAAGAGCUUCUUUGAAGCACUUGCAAAACGCCUUAAACGCAACACAACUGCUUUUGACAACUACCAAAGGAUACACGUCCCUGAUGGGCUUCCCAUUCACCCUAAUCCAAAUGAGGCGUUAAGGGUCAAUGUUUUAUUCAGACACAUACAGAACAUGUUGUCCAGUCACACCACUGUGAUUGCUGAAACUGGAGACACUUGGUUUACUUGCCAGAAGCUCAAAUUGCCACAAGGCUGCGGGUAUGAAUUUCAAAUGCAGUAUGGAUCAAUAGGUUGGUCGGUUGGUGCAACUCUUGGUUAUGCACAGGCUGCUCCCCAUAAGAGAGUGAUUGCUUGUAUUGGCGAUGGUAGCUUCCAGAUGACAGUACAGGAAGUGUCAACAAUGUUACGGUGUGAGCAGAAUGGCAUCAUCUUUCUAAUUAACAAUGGUGGAUACACUACAGAGGUAGAAAUUCAUGAUGGACCUUACAAUGUCAUAAAAAAUUGGGACUAUGCUGGACUUGUGGAAAGAAUAGAUAAUGGUGAAGGCAAAUGCUGGACUGCCAAGGUGCAUUGUGAGGAGGAGUUAACCGAGGCAAUAGAGACAGCAAUGGAAAGCAAAAAGAAUAGCCUAUGCUUCAUUGAAGUGAUUGUACACAAAGAUGAUACAAGCAAGGAAUUGCUUCAGUUGGGAUGCAUAUUUGCGGCUUUUAAUAGCCGUCCACCAAAGGAUCACUAAGGUUGCAAAUGUAUUGUAUGAGCGUUAUUCAUACAUAUAUACUAGUUCUCAGAUGUUAUAUUAUCAUUUUUUUUAUUUCAAUAAGUGGGAGUUAUAAUAUGUUGUCAGUCACAGUCCCAGACUCAAUAGAGACAAAAAUAAUAACAAUAAAGUAAAAAGAAUAUAUCGCACAAGGUUUAAUUUAUUGAACCUGUGAUGUAGGUGUUAUAUCAAUAUAUUCAAUAGCUAGUAUCAAGUUAAUGCAAUUGUGAUUCAAUACCUGAGAGGGGGGAGUAAUUUCUUGUGUUGAUUAUAUCGUUCCUUUUAUAGACCCAAUAAAAAUUGUCUGCCUACUCAGAGCAUUUCCA